GAGAGAGAGAGAGAGAGAGAGAGAGAGACUCACGAUCCUUGGCUUCAGCUUCAGCCAUUAGAGCUUCAGGAUCGUGACACGAGAGAGAUCAUCCAGCACACGCGAAUCAUCAUUUCAUCACAGAUAUGGGUUUCCAUCGGUCUGUCGGGUGGACGACGAGAUCGGCUGAUUUCUGCACGGAUAACUUCCAUCUGUGUCCAGCAUCUUUCUGAAGUGUUUCAGGGAGAGUUUCAGAGCUUUGCAUUGGAAGAACUGUCCAAUUAAAACAUCAACGAUGGAUCUUAAAGUGGAACCUAUGGACAUUGAUUACGACCAGCCGCCUCCCCUGCAAGUGUUCGCUCACACCUCGACUCUGCACGGCAUCUCUCACAUCUUCUCUUAUGAGAAGAUCACGGCCAAAUGCUGCCUCUGGGUGGUGUUUUUCCUCAGCUCUUUGACCUUUCUCAUGUACGUCUGCGUCGACCGGAUUCAGUUCUACCUGGAAUACCCUCACGUCACCAAGCUUGACGAGAUCACGACGCCCGUCAUGGUCUUCCCCGCAGUGACGAUUUGCAAUCUCAACUCCAUCCGCUUCAGCAGGAUCUCACGCAAUGACCUGUACCACGCGGGAGAGUUGCUGGCGCUGCUGAACUCAAGACAUGAGAUUCGGGACUCUCACCUGGUUGAAGAAAGCGUGAUGGAGGUUCUCAAGAGCAAAGCGGACUUUCGCCUAUUCAAGCCACGACACUUCAACAUGUGGGAGUUUUAUAAUAGAACAGGACACGACAUUAAAGACAUGCUGCUGUCCUGCCAGUUCCGAGGCUCGCCGUGCCGACCCGAAGACUUCAGCGUGGUGUUCACGCGUUACGGGAAGUGUUACAGCUUUAACUCUGGUGACACCGGCCCACCGCAGAUCAGCGUGAAGGGAGGGAUGGGAAACGGCCUGGAGAUCAUGUUGGACAUUCAGCAGGAUGAAUAUUUACCUGUGUGGGGAGAGACAAAUGAGUCGUCAUUUGAGGCGGGAAUCAAAGUUCAGAUUCACAGUCAGGACGAGCCUCCGUUUAUAGAUCAGCUGGGCUUCGGAGUUGCUCCAGGAUUCCAGACGUUCGUUUCCUGCCAAGAGCAGCGACUGAUGUACCUUCCUGCUCCGUGGGGGAGCUGCAAGUCGUCCCCGCCAAGCUCGGAUUAUUUCAAAGCGUACAGCAUCAGCGCCUGUCGAACAGACUGUGAGACGCGCUACCUGGUGGAAAACUGCAACUGCCGUAUGGUGCAUAUGCCCGGUGAUGCGCCUUACUGCACCCCUGUGCUAUAUAAAGAAUGUGGACAUCCAGCACUUGAUUUCCUUGUGGAGACAGACAGCGACUACUGCUCAUGCGAGACACCGUGCAACAUCACACGCUACAGUAAAGAGCUGUCCUUCGUCAAGAUCCCCAGCAAAGCGUCCGUCAAAUACCUCGCAAAGAAGUACAGCAAAUCUGAGAAGUACAUAACUGAGAAUGUCCUGGUGCUGGACGUGUUCUUUGAGGCUCUGAACUAUGAAACCAUCGAGCAGAGGAAAGCCUAUGAGGUGGCUGGUCUGUUGGGUGAUAUCGGAGGACAGAUGGGGCUUUUCAUUGGAGCCAGUAUUCUUACGAUUCUGGAGCUUUUUGACUAUCUUUAUGAGGUAAUGAAAUACAGGUUGUGCCGCUGCUCCGACAAGAAACAUCACAACAACAACAACACGGAUCACGGCACUGUACUCAGCCUGGACGACGUCAAAUGCCAUGUCAGUAAAUUCCGUUAACAUUCCCGCAAUAUUCCAGCUGUUUGCCUGCCAGUCAUAUUGCGAUUAUGUUCCACAUUUUAGCAGAUGGCAUCGCGACACCAGCACGGUUGUUUUCUACAGAUUGUUCUGGCAUCUUGUGGUUGUACUCUCUCUUUCUCUCUUAUGCCUAUGAAUGAAAAUUUUCUAGUAUUUUUCCAAAACUGUUUUGUGGUUUUCUGAACAAGCCGAUUUUGAUUUUGUCUCUAUACGACAGGAAUGUCAAAAGUUAAAUAUGAAUUAAACGGCUGGAUCUUUGUGUGCCUGGCCUUUUGCAACAGAAAUGCGUCUAGCUUGAGGGGAUACUGUGUCAUGUUUGAUUAAUUCUGUGUAUCUUAAUAGCUAUGGCUGUAAAUGCAUUGUGACAGACAGGGUGUUGAAAGAGGGAACACCAGUUUGAAGACCUGUAGUUGCUACUUGCUCUGAUAUGAGCAUGAUAUCAUCGGCCCAUGUCGGAUCAGAGAGACUAACCCUAGAUAUUUCCAGGGGGUGCAUGUGAGCUUGUUUGCAGUGUCACGUUUGUUAAGGGAGCUGGAGUGUGUGCGCAUGUCUGUAAAUGUGUCUGUUAACGUUGUGUGCCAUUGCUCUGCGUGUGUGUGUUUGUGCAAGCUUGACUGCAAGUGCAUGGAUGAGUUUGUUUGUUUGUUAGGUUCACACAGAACGAGUUUUUGCUGUUAAAUUUGAACGAAAAAGAGUGCAGGGUGUUUUUUAGAGACACUACAGACGCGAGCGCAACGGUUAAAGACGUCAGUCUAGCACGAGUUUGCAUUAAAAAACAAUGUAAAAGUAGCGCAGUGGAAUGGAAAAACGUGUUCUGUGUGAACGGCUGUCUUUCCGCAUGUUAUAUUACGUGUGAUUCUUUCUAGAAUGGAUGACGAAAAGUUGGAGCAACAGGGUGUCAGGAAUUUUUUAAAAGGAAAUCAAGUAUUUUUAAGUCUCUGACGCAUUAGGUAGAUGUGUCAAAUGUGAGCAGAUAGAAUUCAGUGAUUUGUUGUGCAAUAUGGUAGAUUAUGACUAUUUUUUCACGUCGGGUUUACAUUUGAGACACUAUAUUAAUCUCAUAUACAGCAGACAUCUGUGGUGUCUUUUCAGAAAAACCACACCAUCAAUUUUCAGUAUUUCCUUGAAAAGGUGGAAAACGGUAUUAAUAUGUAAAUCAGACUUUUCCAGCUGAUUCAUUUCUGUAUUAUUUUGAUGUUUAUCAUGUGGCUGUAAUAAAAUGUUUGUUUGUUUUUAUGAAUAAACAUGCAUAAAAUGAU
This is a messenger RNA of Pimephales promelas (fathead minnow), 3039 nucleotides long. RefSeq names its product acid sensing ion channel subunit 1a (gene asic1a). Gene Ontology annotation, molecular function: ligand-gated sodium channel activity. Gene Ontology annotation, biological process: sodium ion transmembrane transport. NCBI's taxonomy places the organism in Eukaryota, Metazoa, Chordata, Actinopteri, Cypriniformes, Leuciscidae. The record is from RefSeq and is a predicted model, not a curated record. Gene Ontology annotation, cellular component: plasma membrane.